Messenger RNA from Cyprinus carpio (common carp), 4510 nucleotides. It is a transcript of the gene adra2b, whose product is annotated as adrenoceptor alpha 2B. Gene Ontology annotation, molecular function: adrenergic receptor activity. Gene Ontology annotation, biological process: adenylate cyclase-activating adrenergic receptor signaling pathway. The record is from RefSeq and is a predicted model, not a curated record. Gene Ontology annotation, cellular component: membrane. NCBI's taxonomy places the organism in Eukaryota, Metazoa, Chordata, Actinopteri, Cypriniformes, Cyprinidae.
UCACUUAUACUGGGGUACAGAGGAGAACCGCUGCGUAGAUAUGAAGCCAGAGCGGCUCGCGCGAGGCGCACCGACACUUCAAACUGUCUUUGAGGUACUGCGCGAGGCACGUAGGAGGCAAUCAGCUCGCAAACUGAGAUGCUGUGACUAAAACGGGGGAAACACGGAGGGAGACGGACGACAAACUGUUUUCAGACAGUAUACUUCUUUUUAGUGCUUUGACAUACUCGGAAAAUUUCGGCAUGCCUCUGAUUCUUUAUUAAGCCGAUUUUCUCCACUCAGGAAUGUAACAACGACACAGCUACAUCAGACUCCAUCAUGUAUCAGGGUAGUUGGUGCGCAUAAAUUCUUUUUGCAAACUUGUGAAAACUGUGAGGGGAAACUGGCACAUCGCCGCGCGCUGCUGCGUGCUCUCUGGAGAUUUAUAUUUAAAGCCUUGCGCUCCGUGGAGGCUUGUGCAUCUGGGUAACCUAGAUUUAAGCUUUCCAAUAUAUUUGUUUUGUAAGCACUUGUUAAUAAUUUAUAACGUUUUUAUUCCUGUUUUGAACUUUAGAAUGUGUAAAAUGUUAAAACUGAAUAAUUGUUACUCUAAUCAUUUAUAGAAGCACAAUAUUGCGCUGCUUUUUCAUAUUGGAAAUUGAUCGAUCUGUGGCACCAAAGCUUGUAUUUCUACAUUGGUUCUGGGCGUUUUUGUUUGUUUUGUUUUAGUUUUCCCCUCACAUUAGCUGUCGUAUAUUUAAAAAAAAAAAAAAAAAAAACUUUCUGAAGUUUAUAAUUUAUCGACAGAGCUGUAAAUUCUAUUUUAUCAGAACCGUAAAUUAUACUUAAAUAAAUGUAAUUUAUCCGACAUCAAAUUUAUUUGAUGCCUGCCUUUUAAAUCAAGUUGCAGGUUUCCAUUAUUAUUCCAUAACACAGAUGACGCUUAUUCCAAAUUUGACUCAAAGUAAUAAACUAUCAACACUCGACGAGAUGUGACAUUACAGUGGCUGACAGAAUCUUUAGCUCAGUAAACCAUGUAUUCAUUCGUUUAUACGUACGUUUAUUUAUUUAAUUUAAACCAAACAUAUUUUACUAAGUUCUUAGAAGAGAAAAAAUAAGCAGCCAAACAAGAUUAUGCAAAAAAAAAAUUCUGACCACAUUCGGAUUACUGAUAGAGACGAUUAGUCCACGUGCACGCUCAGUUGCAGCGCUUUGGCAGUCAUGGCAAGCGCGUGCUCUACCGGCACGGGUCUGCAUGGCCACAACAUUAACGGCACCGGAGUCACGUCUUCACCGACUUGUAACCAGAGCAUGAUAAAACUCCCUCCGUACACUCCAGAAGCCACAGCAGCCUUUGCAACAGCCAUCACGUUGAUGAUUCUUUUUACAAUUGUUGGCAAUAUUCUGGUCAUUAUCGCUGUGUUAACCAGCCGCUCGCUUAGAGGACCCCAGAACCUCUUCUUGGUCUCCCUUGCAGCCGCGGACAUUUUGGUGGCCACCCUCAUCAUCCCAUUUUCACUGGCCAAUGAACUGAUGGGCUACUGGUAUUUCCGCUCUGUAUGGUGUGAGAUUUACCUGGCGCUGGAUGUGUUGUUCUGCACUUCCUCUAUAGUACACCUGUGCGCCAUCAGUUUAGACCGCUACAUGUCUAUCUCACGUGCCGUCACGUACGGCGCACAGCGGACGCCCAAACGCAUCAAAUGUGCCAUUUUGGUGGUGUGGCUGAUCUCAGCAGUCAUCUCCUUCCCACCGCUACUCUCCAUGAACAAGAACAAAGGUGGCGCCGAUUCAGGAGGGCUGCCACAGUGUCAGCUCAACGAUGAACGCUGGUACAUCCUGUACUCUACUAUCGGUUCCUUCUUUGCUCCUUGUCUGAUUAUGAUCUUAGUUUACAUGCGGAUCUACCAGAUCGCCAAGCAGCACACGAGAUGUCCACCAGGGGAGCCCUGCAAAGAGGUCCCAGCCAUUGCUGCAAGCCCUCAGCACAAGGUCUACACGGAGGGUCUACAAAAUGGAAGAGGAGAUGAAACACCCUCUACCUUGCAGAAAAAAACCAGGCCUCCAACUCUGGCCGUAUACCAAGUGGAGUCCGCCCAGGAAGCGGCUAGCCCCCCAAUCUCCAACAAACAUCUGCAACCCCCUUUGACAACCCUGACGCCGACCACACCGUGCCCUUCCCCGUCUCCUUCGAAUUCAUCCGAAAUGGCUCCUAAUAAACCUAAAGAGGGGAAAAAGGCGAAGAAGACCAUGAAACAGCCUGACAAUAAUAACGGAGAGAGCAUGAGCUCGGACUCGGACACCGAGCAAGGUGGAAGGGGGUUAGGGGUCCCUUGCACCCCAGGUGUGACACCCAGUGGCAUCCAUUCUCCCGCCACCAUCCAGAAAUACAGAGACAUGAUUGCCACCGCCAAAGGUGCCAAGCUAGUGACCCGGAAGAUGAAGCAGGAAGGAACGCCCAACUCCGCACGGCGCAAAGCAAUGGUGAACCGAGAGAAGCGCUUCACCUUUGUGCUGGCAGUGGUAAUUGGCGUCUUUGUCAUCUGCUGGUUCCCUUUCUUCUUCUCGUACAGCCUACAGGCUGUGUGCCCGGAGACCUGCACCCUGCCAGAGCCGCUCUUUAAGUUCUUCUUCUGGAUCGGCUACUGCAACAGCUGCCUCAACCCGGUCAUCUACACCAUCUUCAACAAAGACUUCCGCAGAGCCUUCAAAAAGAUUCUCUGCAAGAACACUAAAGGCACAUUCUUCUGAAGCUCCUGAGGUGGAUCAUCUCCUCAGACAACAAAUAUGCGGUUAUUCAGAACAUGGACUAAAAGAAGCACAAUAACGGUGCUGUUGUGAUGUAAAUGAAGGGCUUUUUGUGCUGCCCGGUGAACUGAGGACACCAUGCUACUCAAGUGACUCCAGGUUACCGCCUCAGGCAUUGGAUUCCUGGUAUUUGUUUUAUAAAAUGGAGCAAAUCCAAAAAUAUUCAUAGACUUUGACAAAUCAAGUCUGAACACAAAAUAACUUAGGGGGACAAUUGCACACCUGCAAGGACAAGCGACAUGGAGGUCAGUUACAAAGGUCAUUGUAUUUUUUUUCUAAGAACACCAGGCCUUAGAGAUACUACAAACAUGGUUUUCACUAAGGAUUUCAGAGGUACACCAUUCAGAAUCUUUAUGUACAGCUUUUCCAUGCUGAUUGGUCUACCAAUGCCUACACAGCAUCACUUCUGAGGAACAAAGACAUGAAAUACUCCUGUGGAAAUCCUUGCCAGGGGCAAUGUGUAUGAAACGAGCCGACGCAAGUUUCUCCGAUCGAACAUUAAGGCUUCUUGUUACAGAUCCCCCCUAGAUUUUCUUCCAAGCUAUGAUGUAGAAAGGCUCUGUGAAUACAGAACACCUGUCAUGGAUGGACGCCUUUCUGUCUCUUUGCAUCUUGGACUGGUUGCCAGCAGGCUUUAAGAUAACAAAAUGUUUUUUAUGGGAACUUAAGAUAUGUAUUCAUAUCAAAAGUCAUUUUCAUUUUUAAUAUGAUAAGACUCUUUGAGUCAUCCAAAAUGACUUUAGACUUUGGUGACUGUAUCAGAUGACACAAACCUCCUGAUUUUAACUGGAGGUGCUCUUUCUGACUUGUUUCAGCACUUUGCUUUGUAUAAAAGAACAAAAUGAUCAUUUGUUGGUGUACACUGAUCUACUGCACCCUAAAUGUCUGAGCAUUCAGCAGGGUGAUACUUUGGGACUAAGGGCUGAUAGCAGUGAUGCUUUCUAUUUCUUUGGUCAUUGUCUUUUUGCUAAUGAUCCCCGUGUGUGUGUGUGUGUGUGUGUGUGCCGAGCAAAUGUUGCGAAUGGGUAUGUGUUGUGCCUGACUGCAGUGUAUGUUUGGAAAUGGAUGCUGUGUGCGAGAGGGUGUGCGAAUGCUGUCGUGUGGAGGUUUAUUUGCGUGUAUGAGUUCACAUCCCUCCCCUGAUUCCACUGGCACCAGUUCAACUAUAUAUGUAUGUGCUUUUAAAUGUGGCUGGUUCGCCAUAUCUGCCAGUGCUUAUGAUUCAGCUACUUCUUGUGCCAAUGCUUUUACAUGUUUUGCUGCUAAACUCAUUUAAUAUCUUCUUAAACCAGAGUUUUUUUCAAAAGAAUCUUUUUAUUGCAGGUCAUUUUGAACAAAUAAUUUUGAGACAAUUAGAAAAUGAGUCAAAUCUAAGAUGAAAGCUGUAAAUUAUUAUUAUGUGAAUGAUUUUGUAUUUAUUUAUCCUGCUAUUUCCUAUUGUUUCCCCCCUCUAUAUAUUUUAAAAUUUUUCCCCAAGGGGAAAACAGACACAAGGAGUUCAGUUUUAGCUACAACAUGAUUCAAAAUCCUUCUACUGUACUUUUUUUUUUUUUUGUAUGAUUUUUUUGUAUGUGUCAGGACAUUGCAUUUGGGCUGCAUUCUCAAAAGCUUUGCUAUUGACGGGAUCCUGGUAACUGUAUCCAUUUUGCCUCCUGGCCUCCUCUUUCUUCAGUGUAAUGCUGUUGGUUUUCUGCUGCUCUUGAAAAAUAAAACCGCUGAGCUGUGU